CCAGGAGCGGAAGUUGCAGUAGGGACAGCUGGAUUUCCGGCUAGCUGGGUUAGGUUCUGGCAGCGGCGGGGAGAGGGGAGAGCGACGGGGCUGACACUCCUCACCAUGGCGGUGUCAGAGGCCCAGCUCAAGAAGAUGCUCAGCAAGUAUAAAUACAGGGACUUGUCAGUCCGGGAAAUCGUAAAUGUCACCUCCCUAUACAGAGACCUGAAGCCAUUGCUGGACUUUUACGUUUUCAAUGACGGCACUUCCAGGGAGCUGCUAAGCCUGACGGGCACCAUCCCUGUGCCCUACAAGGGUAACACGUACAAUAUUCCCAUCUGCCUUUGGCUGCUGGACACCUACCCCUACAACCCCCCAAUCUGCUUUGUGAAACCUACCAGCACAAUGACUAUUAAAACCGGAAAACACGUUGAUGCAAAUGGGAAGAUCUACCUUCCGUACCUGCACGAAUGGAAACACCCUCCGUCAGACUUGUUGGGGUUAAUCCAGAUCCUGGUGGUGGUUUUUGGCGAGGAGCCUCCAGUUUUCUCCCGAUCAUCCGCACCCGCUACAUACAUGUAUCCAGCGACGGGACCCCCAAACAACUCAUACAUACCAGGUGCCAUCCCCCCCUAUCCUGCCGCAAGUCACCCAUCUAACUCCAGCGGCUAUCCUGGCUACUAUCCACAAGGGGGACCGUAUCCACCAACCUCUGGCCCCCAGAUGUUUCCUCAGCCCCCUGCACCUCACCCUCAGGUCACCAGCUCUGGUCCAGCCAGAGAUGGCACCAUCGGUGAGGAUACGAUUCGAGCCUCUCUCAUUUCCGCUGUAAGCGACAAGUUAAGAUGGAGGAUGAAGGAAGAAAUGGACCGCGCCCAGGCGGAGCUGAACGCCCUGAAGCGCACGGAAGAGGACCUGAAGAGAGGUCACCAGAAGCUGGAGGAGAUGGUCACUCGGCUUGACCAGGAAGUGACGGAAGUGGACAAAAACAUAGAAACCCUGAGGAACAAAGACGAGGAAUUGGGAGCGGUGGUGGAGAAAAUGGAGAGCCAGUCGGAAUACAGAGACAUUGACGAAGUCAUCGUGCCGACCGCCCCGCUGUACAAGCAGAUCCUGAACCUGUACGCAGAAGAGAACGCCAUCGAGGACACCAUCUUUUACCUGGGAGAAGCGCUCAGGCGUGGCGUCAUAGACUUGGACGUCUUCCUAAAGCACGUGCGCCUCUUGUCCCGCAAGCAGUUCCAGCUCCGAGCAUUGAUGCAGAAAGCCCGGAAGACGGCAGGACUGAGCGACCUGUAUUAACAGCCAAUAUUUGCACCCUACAUUUAUUUCCUUUUUACCCAUGACAUAAUUUUAUAAUUUUUUUUCUCAAUUCUGCAGAUCACUAGAGAUUUGGGUUAAGUUAUUAUUGUAAAAAACAAAAAAAAACCCAUUUAAAAUGGUUAUUAACAAAAAAAUAAAUAAAUCUAUGUUUGUAUUCCGGUGAGGAGGCUUCUGCUUAAUGCACUUUGUUUUUGGAUUAUACUUAUAGAGGGGUAACUAGAACAGCAGCAGACACUAUUGCAGCCUGCUGCUAGUGUAAGAUCUACUCACAAAGAGGGGUAGCUAGAACAGCAGCAGACACUGUUGCAGCCUGUUGCUGGUGUAAGCUGCGUGACUGUAGCACUGCUGCUGGUACGGCCUCGAGGGGGAGGGGCUUGCACGGUGGUGCCGAAGUAGGUGCAAUAAUGUCCUCUUAUUCUGUAUAGUUUACUAGAUUUUCUGGUGACAACUUAGAGGGCCAAAUAAACAUAAAGGGCCACAUUGUACAAAUAUUUUUUUCUUUCCUUUAUAUUAAACGCUGGCUUUUCAGGCUAUAGUUUGAUUUUCAUCUGCCUGUAAUUUGAGCAUUUCCCAUGUCUAUAUUUGUAUGUGAAACACCUGUACAGUGUACCUGGGACUUCCUGCUGUGCCGACACAGCAUCAGCUCCACCUGUAUGUGAAUAAUUUUAAUAAUAUGUAUUAAAGAAAUACUAAUUCUU
Messenger RNA from Pseudophryne corroboree (corroboree frog), 2003 nucleotides. It is a transcript of the gene TSG101, whose product is annotated as tumor susceptibility 101. The record is from RefSeq and is a predicted model, not a curated record. The transcript has 10 exons. Lineage: Eukaryota; Metazoa; Chordata; Amphibia; Anura; Myobatrachidae. Gene Ontology annotation, biological process: endosome to lysosome transport; protein transport; protein modification process. Gene Ontology annotation, molecular function: ubiquitin binding. Gene Ontology annotation, cellular component: ESCRT I complex. Bases 106 to 1284 code for a protein of 392 amino acids.